CUACAUUCAUGCUCUCUCUCGUCGGAUUUGGUAUCGUCCGCGUUCUCUCUGAGCGUCGCGUGAGUUCUAAGCAGAGAAGGUAGAGAGAGAAGCAGAGAUGGAUCCAGACGCAGUGGCCAAGGCUUUCGUGGAGCACUACUACACGACUUUCGAUGCCAACCGAUCCGGCCUAGCCAACCUGUACCAGGAGGGCUCGAUGCUUACCUUCGAGGGCCAGAAGAUUCAGGGUUCUUCGAAUAUUGUGGCCAAGCUUACUGGUCUGCCCUUCCAGCAGUGCCAGCACAGUAUCUCUACCGUCGACUGCCAGCCUUCUGGUCCCGCUGGUGGUAUGCUUGUAUUCGUCUCCGGGAACCUACAACUUGCCGGGGAGCAGCACGCCCUCAAGUUCAGCCAGGCGGAAGGGACGUUGUGUCUUUUAUGACUGGAGCAAAGUUGAGUUUAUACAGUGUUUUGUGAUAUGUUCCAUUUGAUGCCAACGCCGCAGGGAAGCUUUUACGUGUUCAACGACAUAUUCCGUUUGAACUAUGCUUGAGGACAAGAUGCACCACGGACAAAUCAAAAUGUGGUCAACAUGUCCAGAUAUAGUCCAGUUUGCUCAUCUUUGUUCAGUUUCCGAGACAUUUAUAAAGAAAAAUGGGAUUUUGGUUCAUUGUUUUCUUUGUUUCAUUGUGCAUUCGUGCUAUCCAUAUAUUGGGGAUUGCUUUGUGAUGAUUGGUUGAACUAAUGAAAACGCUCUCUUUGGUUACUGUUUGAAGGGAUCGGAGUUUGAAAAGUUAAUUUAAGCUGGAAGUUCUUCUUACUUUA
Tripterygium wilfordii is the source of this 804-nucleotide messenger RNA. Its product is annotated as nuclear transport factor 2B-like. NCBI's taxonomy places the organism in Eukaryota, Viridiplantae, Streptophyta, Magnoliopsida, Celastrales, Celastraceae. The record is from RefSeq and is a predicted model, not a curated record. Gene Ontology annotation, cellular component: nuclear pore central transport channel. The transcript has 3 exons. Gene Ontology annotation, biological process: nucleocytoplasmic transport. Bases 98 to 421 code for a protein of 107 amino acids.